Messenger RNA from Candidula unifasciata, 375 nucleotides. The record is from the annotation of a GenBank genome assembly. Lineage: Eukaryota; Metazoa; Mollusca; Gastropoda; Stylommatophora; Geomitridae.
ACAGCCAGGUCCAUAUUGCCAUCAGAAGAAAGUGGGCCGGGAGAGGAGACCUGCUGCAGUGGGGUGCUUGGAUACGCCUCUGACAAUUUGUCUGUGAACUUUCCGUGUCAGAGACAACCAUGCUGCAAUAGCAGCGACACUGUGACGGUGGUGGCCAUCGAUUUCGCCAUGGGAUUUCUUUUCCAGUGUAUGCCACGCAAGAAUGUCCAACCAUUAUGCUACGAAACUGGAGCGGAAGUUCGAACAACCAAUCAGGAUCCAGAUUUUAUUCCACGAGCCUGUUGCCAGGGGGCAAAGUUCAAGGUCUUGGUAAACCAAUGGUACGCGGCCAUGGUUGUGAAAUGUGUGGAGGACAGCGACGACCAUCACUCAUGA